AUGGCGCUGGACAGCUACUAUCAGAACAAGAUCGAGGCGAUGAAGCUCGAGAUCCUCAAGGGUCAAGCAGUCCUCCGCCGCCUCGAAGCCCAAAGAAACGACUACAAUUCCCGUGUGAGGCUACUGAGGGAAGAGCUGGGUCUGUUGCAGCAGCCCGGUUCUUAUGUUGGCGAGGUCGUCAAGGUCAUGAGCACGAAGAAGGUCCUGGUCAAGGUGCAUCCCGAAGGCAAAUACGUUGUCGACAUCUCCGACAAUGUCGACAUCACAAAGCUCACCGUCGGCAAGCGGGUAACCCUGCUUUCCGACAGCUACAAGCUCGAGAAGAUGCUCCCCUCAUCCGUCGACCCCCUCGUCUCCCUCAUGAUGGUCGAGAAGGUCCCCGACAGCACGUACGAUAUGAUCGGUGGUCUGGAUCAGCAGAUCAAGGAAAUCAAGGAGGUCAUCGAACUGGGUCUCAAGCAUCCCGAGCUGUUUGAGUCCCUCGGUAUCGCACAACCAAAGGGUGUCCUUCUCUACGGCCCCCCUGGUACGGGAAAGACGCUGCUCGCCCGUGCCGUCGCACAUCACACCGAUUGCAAGUUCAUCAGAGUGUCCGGUUCAGAGUUGGUGCAAAAGUAUAUUGGUGAAGGUAGUCGCAUGGUCCGCGAGCUCUUCGUCAUGGCCCGCGAGCACGCCCCCUCCAUCAUUUUCAUGGACGAGAUCGACUCCAUCGGUUCCUCCCGUGUGGAGGGGUCGUCCGGCGGCGACUCUGAAGUCCAGCGCACCAUGCUGGAGCUCCUCAACCAACUGGACGGUUUCGAGCCCACCAAGAACAUCAAGGUCAUCAUGGCCACCAAUCGUCUCGACAUCCUCGACCCCGCCCUGCUGCGUCCCGGACGUAUCGACCGAAAGAUCGAGUUCCCCCCGCCAAGCGUGGAGGCCCGUGCCGACAUUCUCCGCAUCCACAGUCGCAAGAUGAACCUGACGAGAGGCAUCAACCUCACAAAGAUUGCCGAAAAGAUGAACGGUUGCUCCGGAGCCGAGCUCAAGGGUGUCUGCACAGAGGCCGGCAUGUACGCCCUGCGCGAGCGAAGAGUUCACGUCACCCAGGAGGACUUUGAGCUCGCCACCGCCAAGAUCCUCAACAAGCACGACGACAAGGAGGUGUCACUCGGCAAGCUCUGGAAGUAA
Messenger RNA from Colletotrichum orchidophilum, 1170 nucleotides. Its product is annotated as 26S protease regulatory subunit 8. Gene Ontology annotation, cellular component: proteasome regulatory particle, base subcomplex. The transcript is spliced from 2 exons. The record is from RefSeq and is a predicted model, not a curated record. Bases 1 to 1170 code for a protein of 389 amino acids. Gene Ontology annotation, molecular function: proteasome-activating activity; ATP binding; ATP hydrolysis activity. Lineage: Eukaryota; Fungi; Ascomycota; Sordariomycetes; Glomerellales; Glomerellaceae. Gene Ontology annotation, biological process: proteasome-mediated ubiquitin-dependent protein catabolic process.